AUGUUUCAAAACAAAGAACAAACAGAAUCAAUACUUGUAUGGGAAAAGAUUGUAUCAAUAUUUUCAAUUCCAUCACAAAAUGAAAUUUUAAAUUUCAAACAAAAAUCACCAAACAAUAUUGAUAAUAAUUUAAAACAAUUAUUUAAUUUUGUUAAACUUUAUAAAUUAGAAUCCUUAGUUUUAGAUUGGUAUUUUGAAUCAAUUAAAAAAUAUUUUAAAAGUACAUUAUCAAAUGAAUUUUGGAAAUUUUUUAAUAAUGUAAAUUUAGCGGAAUUAGAUUCAUCAACAACAUCAGGAAGACAAUUAAAAUUUAUAAAUCAUCAAUUUGCAUUAUCAAUUAAUUUAUUACAUAAAGUAUUUUCUUUUUUUAAAUCAAAUUUAUUUUUAUUUUAUGAAUUAUUAUUUAAAAAGGAAUCAUAUAAUUUUAAUUUUUUAAUUAAAAAAUUACAAGAUUUAUUAAUUACAAAUAUAAUGCAUACAACAAAUCAACAAACCAAAUAUUUUAAUACAAUUUUAUUUAUGUUUUUUGAACGUGAUUUUAUAUCAUUUACAAAAUCAUUCUAUCAUUCAAAAAAACAAAUUUUAAAAGAUGAAGAAGAAAAUAAUAAUAAUAGUAAGGAUUUAGAAUUUAAUGAUCAACAACAAGAAGAAGAAGAAGAAGAAGAAGAAAAUGAAGAAGAAUCAAAAUCCUAUAUAAUAAUGGAAAUGUCAUUUGAAGAUAGUAUAACUGAUAUUAAUAUUAAAGAGGAUUCAUUUAUGGAUUUAUGUAAAAAGUUACAAGAUUUAAAUUUUAUAGUUAUUUCAGAAGAGAUUUUCACACAAAUUUUAUUUAAAAAAGUUUUUGAAUACAUUGAAACAAGAUGCAAAGGUGUUUUUGAAAAAAGCUUUUUAAAAUCAAUUUUAGAAUGGGCUGAUCAAGUAAUUUUUAAAUGGUUAGCAAUGAUUUUAUUAUCAUCAACGACAACAACAAAAAUAAAUAAUUAUAAUGAUAUAAUUAAUAACAAUGACGAUGAUAAUGAUGACGAUGACGAUGAUGAAAAUAAAGAAAAUAGUUUAAAAAUUUUUAAUCAAUGGAAAAAAAGAUUAGAAUUUUCAAUUUAUGAAAACUAUUCACAACAAAGAAUUUCAGAACUUUUUGAUAUGAUUGUACAAUAUCCUGAUAGUUUACCAUCAUUAGAAGAUUUAUCAAUUUGUUUUCAAAAAAUUCCAAUUGAAAAAACAAUGAUAACCAAUUUAAAGAGAGUAUUACAUAAUAGAUUACUUCAUCCAGGUGCAAAUACAAGUGAUAUUAUUACUCAAUAUAUUUCUACAAUUCAUGCUAUGGAUAUUAUUGAUCCAUCAGGUAUGGUAAUGGAAAAAGUUGGAAAACCAAUUAGAGAAUAUCUUUCACAACGUGAAGAUACAAUUCGUUGUAUCAUUUCAAGUUUCACCGAAGAAUCAAAUGAAAUCUAUCAAGAACUUUGUAAUUAUGAUCCACAAGAUAAUGGUGGUGAUGAUGAUUCAAAUAAUUCACUUUUAGCUUUUGGUAAUUGUGAUUUAUAUGUUGACGAAGGUGAUAAUUUUUCAUCAAUUGAUGAUUUUAAAUUUUGGAUUCCAAAUAAAAUUGAUGGUAGUAGUACUACUAUUUCAAUUGGUAAUGCUAAAGCCAAUAACAAUAAUAAAAAAAAAAAAAAAAAAGAUACAAUUAGUCAUUUAGUAAAUAUUUAUGAUGGUAUAGAUUUAUUUAUAAAUGAAUAUAGAUCAAUGUUAUCAGAUAGAUUAUUAUCGGUUGUAGAUUUUGAUUUAGAUAAAGAAAUUAAAAAUAUUGAAUUAUUAAAAUUAAGAUUUGGUGAUUCAGUUUUAUUUAAUUGUGAAAUUAUGAUUAAAGAUAUGGUUGAUUCAAAAAGAUUAAAUUUACAAAUUAAAAAUAGUCAAGGUGUAAAUAACAAUAACAAUAAUAAUAAUAAUAAUAAUAAUGAACUUAAAGAAUUUGAAACAUUAAUAUUAUCACAGUUAUUUUGGCCAACUUUAAAAGGUGAUGAAUUUAAAUAUCCAAAAUCAAUUGAAAAGAAAAUGCAAAUUUAUAGUAAAGAAUAUGAAAGAAUUAAAACACCAAGACAAUUAAUUUGGAAACAACAUUUAGGUUUAGUUGAUUUAGAUUUAGAAAUUGGCAAUAAUAUUCAAUCAUUUCAAGUUUCACCAAUUCAUGCAACUUUAAUUAUGUUAUUUGAAAGUGAUGAUGGCGAUGAUGAUGAUGAAAAAGAACUUACUUUAGAAUAUUUAUCAAAACAAUUAGAAAUUUCAAAAGAUUUAGUUAAAAAGAAAUUAAUAUUUUGGUUAAAUAAUCAAAUUAUUAAAGAAACUUCUCAUGAAACUUAUAAAAUUAAUAAUAAAGAAAAAGAAGAACAAAAACAAAGACAACAACAAAUUGAAAAUGAUGAUCAAGAUGAAAGUAGUAGUGAUGAUGAUGAUGAUGAUAAUAAUAUUGUAGUUGAAGAAGAAGAAGAAGAAAAAUCGACAUCUGCAAAAGAAAAAGAAGAACAAAUGAGAGUCGUUGAAAGUUUUAUUAUUGGUAUGCUUAUAAAUUUCAAAACCCUUCCUUUGGAAAGAAUUCAUUCAAUGUUAACAAUGUUUAAUAGUGAACUUUAUACAAGUACAAUUCAUGAAUUAAAAGCUUUCCUUUCAAAAUUAGUAAAUGAAGAGAAAAUUGAAUUGGUUGGUAAUGAUUUUAAAAUUAAAAAAUAA
Molecule: messenger RNA, 2724 nt
Organism: Dictyostelium discoideum AX4
Lineage: Eukaryota; Evosea; Eumycetozoa; Dictyosteliales; Dictyosteliaceae
Gene: anapc2
Product: anaphase promoting complex subunit 2
Exons: 3
Coding region: 1-2724 (907 amino acids)
Biological process (GO): protein ubiquitination
Cellular component (GO): nucleus
Source: RefSeq, a predicted model, not a curated record